This is a messenger RNA of Drosophila persimilis, 2056 nucleotides long. RefSeq names its product coiled-coil domain-containing protein 63 (gene Ccdc114). The record is from RefSeq and is a predicted model, not a curated record. NCBI's taxonomy places the organism in Eukaryota, Metazoa, Arthropoda, Insecta, Diptera, Drosophilidae. The coding region runs from base 369 to 1790 and encodes 473 amino acids. The transcript has 6 exons.
CUCCCAGAAGACAGGGGAAGCAAGUUCUGUUGCGGUGUAUCAAGUAUAUAAAAUAGGCAAGAAAAACCCCAAUUUUAAUAAAAAAGCGUCAACAUAUACAUAAUACCAAAAGGUAGAUGCCAGAGAGAGAGUGAGCAGCCGCAUCUGAGUACGAAGAUUAAAAGUAGAGCGGCGGUCCUUGUCGCUGAUUCGCAUAAAAUCUUGGACUGCACUGAAAUAUUAAUAUGCCGAAGGAAACAGCGCAAGCCAUGAACCGUAGCUAAGCGACAAUACCGCAGCAACGCUGUUUACAAUUGAAAUCAAUAGAUGUAAAAUUAUCAAGGAAUCAAGGGAAUCAAGGAAAUCGUUUGAAUAAUCGUACUUACAUCAUGGCGGACCAAAGCGAACUGGACCAGUUGGCCACAGCAGAGUUGCUGAGGCUCCAGAGACAACAUCGAUCGCUUCAACUUGAUCUUCGAGGCCUGCUAGAAGAAAAAGCCAAGCGACUGAAGAAGCAAAAUAACAUGAUAAACGUUCUGCAGGUCGAGCAUCAGAAGUUGAAGGAAGAGAUCAAGACUUUGGAGGGUGGAACGCACGCACGGAAAAACACAAAUAAGGAACGGCAUCUGGGAGCACUGCAGAGACAGCAGACGGAUCUGCAGAGGGUGCUUCAAAACGAGCGAACCAAUCUGUGGGAGCUGGAGGGGCACAUACGGAAAAUGGAAAAGGAAAUCGACGGUCUUCGUCGUAAUGAGGUGCCCGACAGCUGCUACAAGCACACAAUUUGCACGGUUCAAAAAAGCGUUGUCAAGCUGGAGAACCGUCUGGAUGUGGUCAACAAAAAGUGCAGCGAUGUCCUCACAGAGAACAGCAAAAUGCGAGAUACCAUAAACCACAUGCUGCAAGAUCGGGCUAACUUCAAUGAUAUGUGGCAAGCGAUGGUCACUCAGUUCAAUGAGGGUAAGAAAUUCAUAAUGGACUUGAUUGACCAAUCAACGCUGGCCUUCGAUCAGCGCGAGGAGCUUUGCAACAAGUUGUCCGUUCUGAAGGACCGCAAUGAGAAUGACAAGGUGAUGCACAUCCAGGAGAUGCGUGAGAUGCAGAGGCGUCUGGAGCACGAUGCCAAGCUUCAGAAGUUUUUCGACAUCAAGGGGCAAAAGCGGCUUAAUCCAGAGCUAGAGCAGCGAGAGUUGGAUAAGAAGCAGAAUCAAAAGGAAAACUAUGAGCGACAACUUUUCGAAUACAAGGAGAUAAUUGAGAAGAUCAAGCAGUUGUAUGGCGAAGAAGAUCCGGACCGCUUGGUGGCUCAGUUUAAGCGCCAGGAGGAUGAGAACUUCGCUCUUUUUAAUUACGUUAAUGAGCUAAGUCACGAGGUGGAGGUGUUAAACGAUUCCACUCAAGAAUUAACUGAUGAAAUAGAACGACAAAAAUCGGAGCAGACCGAGAAAGAGUUGAAGCUAAAGACCGAGGCGUUGGAUUAUUUAAAUGCAGAGCGGGGUCGCAUUGAACAACUGGCCAAGGAGACCAGCGAAAAGAAGCAAACUCUGAGCAUCAGACUUGAGCAACUACUUAAGGGGAUCGAGGAUAUAUUCAGACAAUUGGCCUGCGACGACGCUCCCAUCCUCAACGUCCUUAGCACCAAGACCUUUCUAACUGUCCACAAUGUAAAGCUGUUCAUUGGCGUAAUAGAGCGUAGAGUCAAUCUCAUUAUCAGCACGAUUAAUAUAGAGGACAAUUCAAACAAGAUACUGGCCAAGAAAGAUCGUGUGCCCAAGUUCAACAUCCGAGAAUCGGCUAAAACAAAGAACUAGAUAAGUCUCAUCUCAUCUCUAAUCAAUACAUUUAAACACUAUUUAAAUUAUUAAUUAGUAUUUGUUCGGUCAAACUUUUUCUUGUUGUUACCGUCUUAAUUAAUCGAUUUAUUUAUACUAAAAUAUGAAAUACUAAAAUAUGCCUUUGAAUUAAGAAAGAAUUAUGUACUUGCAUGAGUCUCGAACUAUGGACAAUCUUACGCUGUUUUACUCUCUCAACAUCAUUAUCAUAAACUCACCACAAUAAAGUAUCGCUUAUUCUUGGA